Molecule: messenger RNA, 1299 nt
Organism: Arctia plantaginis
Lineage: Eukaryota; Metazoa; Arthropoda; Insecta; Lepidoptera; Erebidae
Source: the annotation of a GenBank genome assembly
AUGAUUUUCGCUAAACUGUGCCACUCAGAUCUCUUCCUAGAGACCCAAGAUGGGCCCACCCUUAUGUAUAGCUCUAUCUCUAUCGAAUUCUAUUCUGGUGUGAGCGCAAACAAGAUCCCAAAACGCGAGGCCGUCCCUCCGAACAAAGGCGGUCCCUUCGCUGCAGCGCUUCGCAACCUCGCCAAGAACGCGGACCCCGAGGCGAAGGACGGCGGCGCAGGCAGCGCGGUCACAGCGCGCGACGUCAAGGACAAGCCGCCGCCCCAGCCGCCCAAGCGGGCAUCACCGCACCACCUGCCCGCCAGCGGCUUCCAACCUUACCGACCUGAUGAUAGGUUAUCCCACCCAGCUGCGUCGUUCCCACUGCUGGAGCCCGCGGCAUAUUCUCCGUACGCACAUCCAAGUAUAUACUCCAGCGCGGCGCUACAGUACAGGUUAGCAGCCGAGGAGCAGAUGUACCUGGAGCGCGUGUUCCGCAGCGGCGUGGGCGUGGGUUGGCUACCGCCGUACGCGCUGUACCCGCAACUGGCGCCUCCGCUGUCGCUGCACCCCGCCCACUCCGCGCACGCCGCGCACACGGCGCACGCGACGCACCCCGCGCACUCCGCGCACCCCGCGCACGCGCCCCACGCCGCGCACCCCGCGCACCAGCCGCACCCCGCGCACGCCAUGCACGAGGAGCGCGACAAGGAAAUCGCUUUGCAGCGAGAAAGAGAGCGCGAGAGGGAAAGAGAACGGGAACGAGAAAGGGAGAGGGAGCGAGAGCGCGAGCAACGGGAGAAGGAGCAGCGCGAGAGGGAGCGGGAGAGAGAGCGAGCGCGGGAGCGGGAGAAGGAGCGCGCGCGUGACGAGCAGCGCGCGCUCUGCGCCGCCGCGCUGCACCCGCACGCGCACCUGCUGCCGCCGCCCGUGUACGCGCUGCCGCGCCCGCUGCUGCCGCCGCCGCUGCUGUACCGGCCCUACCGGCCCUACGCCUCCCCCGCGCCCGCGCACGCGCCGCCCCCCGCCGCGCCUCAGCCGCAGGCGCAGCUGCCGCCCCAGCCUCAGCCUCUGCCUCUCGCCUUCGACACGCCGCGCACGCUGCCGCCCGCGCCCGCCGCCCCCGCCGUGCCCCUCGCUCCCCUCGCGCCCCUCGACCAGCCGGCGCAGCGCGCGCCCAGCGCCCCGCCUGCGCCCCCCGCCACGUCCCCCGCGCCCCCUGCCCCCGCGCCCGCCCCCGCGGCCGAGCCGGAGCCGGCCGAGCCCGCCAAGGAGGAGCCGCCCGCGCCCCCCGCCGCAGGUGAGGAGGCGGCGGUGUGA